Molecule: messenger RNA, 948 nt
Organism: Sorghum bicolor (sorghum)
Lineage: Eukaryota; Viridiplantae; Streptophyta; Magnoliopsida; Poales; Poaceae
Product: serine/threonine-protein phosphatase 7 long form homolog
Exons: 5
Coding region: 1-948 (315 amino acids)
Biological process (GO): meristem development; meristem maintenance
Source: RefSeq, a predicted model, not a curated record
AUGUUCGGUACGGUUCUCUUCCCGGAUGGCACUGGAGACACGGCUUCCUGGAUGUACAUCCCGUGCUUGCAAAAUUGGGAUGACGCUGGGAAUAGAAGCUGGGGCUCAGCCAUCUUGGCUUUCUUGUACCGCCAGCUGUGCGAGGCUUGUCAGAGGGCUGGAGGUACACAUUCUACUAUGUCUGGGUGCAUGACACUUCUGCAGAUUUGGAUGUGGGAGAGGCUUCCUGUUGGAAGACCACAUAGGAUGCAACAGCCACCUGCUUGGUUCCCGGAAGGGGACACAAUCGUUGCUCCUACGGUGGCUCACCUCUACGAGCGUACGAGCGGGGUGUACCACGUCUCCCGUCACGCUUACAUUAGCUACACCAAUGAGAUGGACACCCUUCAACCACAACACGUUGAGUGGAGACCGUACAGGAGGGAAAGGAUCCUUGGCUUGGCACUUAGCACAGUGUGCAGGGCGGAUGAGGAUUUGUGGACUAUGAGGUGCCCCCUCAUAUGUUUCUACGCGGUCGAGUACCACCUCCCGCACCGUGUCGCCCGACAAUUUGGUAGGCUCCAACCUUGUCCACCGGAGGACUUCUCCACGAGUUGGCAGCUACAUAGGUUGAAUCGUCAGCGACAGAAGAAGAUUACGAACUGGCAGGCCGAACACCAGAGAUACAUUGAUGAGUGGCUACGUUAUGAGCAGAAUAACAUGAGAAUUCAUGCCGUGCACCGCGACAAUGCGUUCAAUGAGUACCUCGCGUGGCUAGGGCCAAGGACAAAGUUGUGCUUGAGGCCUGCAUGGACGGAGCAAGACAUCGCUGACAUUGCUAGUGAAGAUGAGGGCGACAACCCCUACGAUGAAGCCACCAGGACAGGCCGACAAGUUGAGAUUGCUCAUGUGCUGUCUAGAGCGGUGCUCCAGAUGAAGCUACCGAAUUACGAGCAGCCCUACAGGUAA